Molecule: messenger RNA, 3068 nt
Organism: Puccinia graminis f. sp. tritici CRL 75-36-700-3
Lineage: Eukaryota; Fungi; Basidiomycota; Pucciniomycetes; Pucciniales; Pucciniaceae
Exons: 8
Coding region: 337-2478 (713 amino acids)
Biological process (GO): mRNA processing
Cellular component (GO): commitment complex; nuclear speck; U2-type prespliceosome
Molecular function (GO): pre-mRNA 3'-splice site binding; poly-pyrimidine tract binding
Source: RefSeq, a predicted model, not a curated record
CAGCCCCGCACCUGCUCUUCCCCCUUUCCAUCUCCUCCUCAACACCUCUCAUCCACAAAAUAUAAAACAAAAGUCAGCAUCGAGCCUCGAGAAAAACCCGAUCAACCCAGCCAUUCGUCGCAUUGGGCAACAAGCAAAAUCAACUGGUUCAAACCCACACUCGUCCUCAGGAAACUCCGCUUCUCAGGGUCUGCGAUUUGAGUCGAUUCCCGGAAUAUACAUAUUUUUUUGUCUUCGGCCGACCAGUUCGAAAAGUUCAAUACACUCGCCCUUGAAGAUUCCACAGCCUCCUGCUUAACCAUUGGCGUUUUUUUCCUACAAAUAAUCUCACUCAAGAUGGCGGAUGCAUUCUUGUCCUCCGUCAGCAGGGAGCUUACCGAAGACCGAGGACAUCGAUCAUCACACCGAUCGCGCGAUGACGACCGGCCACGUCGCAGAUCUCGCUCACCUCAUCGUGAAGAAAGGCGUCGACGGGAUGAUGAUCCAGAACGGACUGCAGAGCGCGGUAGCCGCUAUGCUGAACGCAGCAGUCGAUAUGAUGAACGCGACCGCGACCGUAGUGAAAGAGACCAUGGGCGUGACCGCGAUAGAGACCGCGAUAGGGACAGAGAUCGUGAUCGCCGUAGCUCAAGAUAUGAUGACCGGGAUCGAGAACGGGAUCGAGAUCGAGGCCGCGACCGAGACCGAGAACGUGAUCGUGACCGAGGCCGUGAUCGAGACCGCGACCGUGACCGCGACCGUGACCGCUAUGCUCGCCGAGACGAUGUCAGUAAUGGAGGCGGUCGUAGACGGGGAGGGCAUGGCAGCUUCGGAGGCGGUGGCGGUGGAGGAUUUGGUAAUGGUGGUGGGGCAGACGGUGGUGUGUUUGGUAGUCCGAACAUACGGCGCAGUCCAACUCCUGAAGGCACUAUACCCAUAUCUAAAAGGCCAAGGAAGUAUACUGCAUGGGAUGUCAAACCUCCUGGGUACGCAAAUGUAUCUGCCAUGGAAGCUAAAAUAUCAGGCUCUUUUAUGCUUCCUGGUCAAACACGGCCUGCAUCUCAAACCCCCGGUGGUCCUGUCAAUGGAGGCAAUGGAACCGCUCCCGCUAAUAUGUCGAUGCACAAUUCCAAUUUCCCAGGCCAUCCACACUUGAAUCCAAACCAUCACUGGGUCAAUCCCAAUCAGCAGAAUGCCCACGGUCACUCACAGAUGACAGCCCAGCACCCCAAUCAAUUUCAAAUGAAUUCCCUGGGCCGUGAUGGCGGUUUCGGGAUGCCUGGCUCACUUCCCCCUAUUCAUUUCAAGCCGGCUCAAGGACAAUCUGGCCCUGUCGCUCAAACCCAAUCCUUUGCCCGACAGGCCCGUCGAUUGUAUGUCGGUAAUAUUCUUCACACAGCCAAUGAAAUGAACGUCGCCGAAUUCUUCAAUGCCAAAAUGAAAGAACUGGGACUUCUUGCUCGAAAUAAUGAAGACGGUAUGGCGAUAUCAAUUAGUGAAAAUCCCGUAGUGGCAGUGCAAGUCAAUCAUGAAAAGAACUAUGCGUUUGUUGAAUUUCGAAAUGCAGAGGAAGCUACCCAUGGAAUGUCAUUUGAUGGCAUUAUAUUCCAAAACCAGGCACUCAAAAUUCGAAGGCCGAAAGACUAUACCGGUCCUGAUCACGCAGGACCCACCCAUAUACCUGGAGUUGUAUCAACGAAUGUGCCGGAUUCGCCGAACAAGAUCUUUAUUGGCGGCCUCCCGUCGUACCUAACGGACGAUCAAGUUAUGGAACUGCUGAAAUCGUUUGGAGAAUUGAAGAGCUUCAAUUUAGUGAAGGACACGAGUAGUGGAGGUCACGUUUCGAAAGGAUUUGCGUUUUGCGAAUAUGUUGACCCGGACCUGACAGACAUCGCCUGCCAAGGAUUAAAUGGGAUGGAGCUUGGGGAUCGGUAUCUAGUCGUCCAACGAGCUCAGAUCGGACAGAACGCCAAGAAGGAAAAAGAAAACAACCCCGAUGGACAGCGGAACAACUAUAAUCAAUUCAAUAACUUUGCUGGUGGACAAGCUACUGCCGCUGCUUCCAGUGUCCUGGCAGCUGUCAAGAGUGGCGAGGGCGAAAAGACACGAGUGUUACAAAUGCUAAAUAUGGUUAAUCAGGAAGAAUUGGUGGAUGAUCAGGAAUACGGUGAAAUCUUGGAAGACAUUCGCGAUGAAUGCGGUAAAUACGGCAAAAUUGAAGGUGUCAGGAUCCCGCGGCCGAUCAAGAACGAAAAAGGCAGGAUUGAUUUGAAAGCAAGUGAGUCAGUAGAUGGACUUGGCAAAGUGUUCGUGAUGUUUGAGAAAGUGGACGAAUGUGCUGCUGCUCUCUUGGCCAUUGCCGGUCGACAAUUUGCGGGCCGUGUGAUUAUUUGUGCAUAUGCUCCUGAAGAUGCUAUGACAGAAGGAUCUAAACCAGAACAGCCUCCAGAGCAAGAAGAAAGGCCGACGGAAGACACACCUGCUGAAGAAGGAACGUGAGAGGAACCCUCGCCGCGGAUUCAUGUUUCUCAUCUCCUUUAUCAUUUUUUGAUUGAUUAAUUUUCAGAAAAAAGGCAGAAAAUCUAGAAGUUUUAUAGGUUUUUCUUUUUGCUAGUUUCUUGACAGUUGGCAUCGAUCUUAGCACAACUGCUUCCUUUGUUGUCCUUAAUCACGCUGUAAAUAGGAGGAGGGCCUUAUCCAAGCAUCAUAAUCAUUUCGCACCAUCAACCGUUUCAAUCCCUCGAAGGAGACCUGUGUCAUCACCGACGCCACUGUAGAUUUUCUUGUGAUUAGCGUGGAGCAUACUACGAUAUGCAACAAUAGUGUAGAUGAAGAGUAACAUUGGGUCUCUGUCGCCACCAACAAAUGCAGCAUUCGGACAGGUAUUUCAGAGGGCCACGCAUCAAAAGGCGGGCCUCUUUGCUCCGCCUAUCUUGGCCUUCAUCUUCGACCGUGCCAACCGCGUCAUGUCAGCCCCAUCAAGGCUGAAAGUUGUGCUGUCUUUAACAGUAUUGAAGCUGACAUGCUUUAUCCAUAACUACCCAAACUCACAUCCGUGCAGAUGGACCUCCCACCGAAUCUCAAGUUUC